UGAAGGCCUUCGCGGCCGCCUACGGUAUUUUUGGAAAGUCAAACUUUGACUUUGACCGGGUUCGGAAAAGACCGUAGGCCGCCGACACUGGACGGAAGGCGGCCGCCUACGGUGACCGCCUGCGGCAGAAGACGACGAAGCAACCGCCGGCCGGUGGGAUUUGACGGCAGGCGGCCAGACAGGAACGGCAGGCGGCCGCCUGCUGGACCGCCUGCGGCGGCCGGGAUCCGGCGGGAUCCGCCGCGAUCCGAUUUAACCCUGAAAAGACGGCAGGCGGCCAAGGUGUGACGGAAGGCGGCCGCCCUCUGUGGCCGCCUACGGCUGACGGGACCGGCCACGUCGUGUUGCCGGCGACUUGACGGCAGGCGGCCAGAUGCUGCCGGAAGGCGGCCGCCUGCAUGGGCGCCUUCGGUGAAAUUUCUGCUAUAAAUAGCAGGCUUUUUCUACAUCUCAAACACACCUCUUCCAACCCUAAAUCAGUUCAAAACACCCUCUUUCUUCCUCCAUUUUCGAGCUCCAAAGGGUUUAGAGAGAGAGAAACUUCAAAUCUUCAUAUCUUCUUCAUUUUAGCUCCAAAUUGUUACCUUGACACUCACAGAGUCAAACCCAUCAUUUAUACAACUAGGGACAAAAUCAUAAUUGCCAACCGAAGUGUCGACAUCAACCUGAACGAAGGCUCAACUCGUCAGCAUUGCUUAGAUACAAUCAUUAGCACAAAUUGGUAGGAAGAUAACAGGAGACCAGCCUUCGUUCUUCAUCACCUCACUCAAGGAGACAAAUUCGAUCUAAAAACUACUUGCAACGAAAGUGACAUGUUGAUAGAAACGUCUAGACAGGUUGACGACAUGUCUCACCAGCCAAGUGACGAUUUGAAGAAAGCAUCUCACCCGACAAAUGACAGAUUGGUGGAAGCGUCACGACAUACAAGUGACGGGUUGACGACAUGUCAGGGAGAUGAUGAGUUGAUGGGCAAGACGGUAAGUUUAAGUUCUUUCAAAUUUCGACAAGUUGAUGCUCGACGGCUUGAUGUGUGUGUCAUACGCUUCAACUUCUCGAAAGGGGGCAAUUGUUGGGCCAAGAAAUAAUCGACGAAAUAAAUUAAGGUGGGGCCCAUGAGCUUAAGAAAUACAAACUUAAGGAGCAAAUAAUAAUAGGAAGCUUGGAGCGGAAGAAUUGGAACGAACUGAUAGACUUUGCUAACUAAUUGUCGAGUUUGACGGAUAAAG
Messenger RNA from Cuscuta epithymum, 1226 nucleotides. NCBI's taxonomy places the organism in Eukaryota, Viridiplantae, Streptophyta, Magnoliopsida, Solanales, Convolvulaceae. The record is from the annotation of a GenBank genome assembly.